AUGAUUUGUCAGGUGUUUAUGGAUACUGUAUUUUUGCAAGAGAGCAGUUUGAUCAGUUCAAGGCCAAAUGUCUGUCCAGUGUUUGAGUUGGCACUGGUAGGACACCAACAGCCAUGUGUUCAAGCCUUUAGUCGUACGGUCAAGAUGUGGAAACAAGGUUGCACAGGGAGGAGGUGGUGUAUGGGCUAUGAGAGAAGGUCUGGGUACUACACAGUUUACAAGCAGGUGUACAGAAUGGAGCGUCAGACUGUCUAUAAGUGCUGCCCUGGAUGGGUCCAACAUGACAAUGAACCUGGCUGUUUGCACUUGCUGUGCACUGUUGGCACUUGCUUCAAUGGAGGGAAAUGUGCUGAAGCAGGAUCCCAGACAUGCCACUGUCCUGCAGGAUUUCAGGGUCCUCGCUGCCAGUAUGACGUAAAUGAGUGCACCACUGAGAACGGUGGAUGUCAUGACCAGUGCUGUAAUACCAUUGGCAGCUACCACUGCAAAUGUCCAGCUGGCCAGAAACUGGAGGAAGAUGGAAAGUCAUGUGGAGACGUGGACGAGUGUGCGGUGGUGAAUGGUGGCUGCCAGCAAGGCUGUGUCAACACACAUGGCUCCUUCCACUGCCAGUGCCAGGCGGGAUACAGGCUCCAUGCUGAUGGGCGCACUUGCAUAGGUAACAGGGUUUCUUGGGUUGUUGACACACGUUUCUUCAAUGUUUCCUUGGCUCCAGCCAUCAAUUACUGCAGUGUUAACAAGGGGGGCUGUGAGCAGGAGUGCGUUCAGCUCAGUGAAGACCGAUACAAGUGCCAGUGCCAGCCGGGCUACCAGCUGAAGAGGGAUGCCAAAUCCUGUGAAGUGAUAGACCCUUGCACAAAUGGGAGUGGAGGAUGCUCACAAAUCUGUCAAAAUGAGAGAGGAAUUGCAAAAUGCAAGUGUCAUCCAGGGCAUUAUCUUUCUGCAGACAAAAAGACCUGUUUGGACAUUGAUGAGUGUGCAGAAGGGAGAGCCAGGUGUGCUCAUCGUUGUGUGAACACUCUGGGAUCCUUCACCUGUGUCUGUAACCCUGGCUUCGAGCUGGGGGCUGAUGGAAAGCAGUGCUACCGCAUCGAAAUGGAAAUUAUCAAUAGCUGCCAGGACAACAAUGGUGGUUGCUCUCAUCACUGUGAGCACACGACUGCGGGGCCGCGCUGCUCCUGUGACGACGGCUAUCGCCUCGAUUUUGACGGCAAAACAUGCGCAGAGCUGGACGAGUGUGAGACUGGAGAGUCCUGCUGCUCCCAAUUCUGCAUCAACCGUGUGGGCGGCUACGAGUGUGCCUGCAAAGCCGGGUUCCAGCCGAACGCCGACGGCUGUGCCUGCGACGAUGUGGAUGAAUGUCAUCUUGAUAAUGGCAACUGUGACCAUUUCUGUGUUAAUUCUCUGGGGUCGUACGAAUGUGCAUGUAAGGAGGGUUACAGGCUUGGUGUUAACAGAUGGUCCUGCAUUGGUGGAGAGGAGAUGGAUGUGGAGGAGGCCGCAGGGUUCGCUGGGGCUCCGGGGCUGCAGUUCAGAGGUCCCCCCCAGCUCCUUCGCUACGCGCUUGCUUCCCUCUAUGAGGAUGAAGACCUGCGAGGAGAGCUCACCCUGGUGCACAGGGUCGUUUGCCUUGAUAACACUUUUGGCAAUGACUGUAGCUUGAGCUGUGAGGAUUGUCUGAAUGGAGGCAGAUGUAACAGUGAACACAGUGGCUGUGUUUGCUCACCCGGGUGGACCGGCAUUAUCUGCAAUGAAACUUGCUCCCUGGGGACGUAUGGCAGAGGCUGUGCUAGCAUUUGCAAGUGCCAGAACGGAGGCUCCUGCGACCCUGUCACAGGGCAGUGCCGCUGCCCGCCCGGCGUGCACGGCAAGCUCUGUGAAGAUGGUUGCCCGAAAGGCCUCUUUGGGAAGAACUGUAACAAACCGUGCAACUGUGCCAACAACGGCUAUUGCCAUAGACUCUAUGGAGCCUGCCUGUGUGACCCAGGGCUCUACGGGCGCUUCUGCCAUCUUACCUGUCCCAGGUGGGCCUUUGGAACUGGCUGCUCAGAGGAGUGUCAGUGCGUGAAAGAGCACACGCUGGAAUGCAACACGAGGAACGGGACUUGCACCUGCAAGCCUGGUUAUCAUGGCAAAAAGUGUCAGAAAGAGUGCACGCCUGGCUUUUAUGGGGCUGGUUGCAAACUGAGGUGCAGCUGUCCUACUGAUGUUUUGUGUGAUCAUGAGACAGGAGUCUGCAAACAACCAUGUCCACCUGGGUUUCAUGGAGAAAAAUGCCAUUUAUCUUGUCAGCCUGGGAGCUUUGGGGUGAACUGCCAGCAGAGGUGCAGCUGUGGAGAAGCACCAUGCGAUCCGAAGACAGGGCAGUGUAUUUGCCCAGCUGGGAAGACUGGCACUACGUGUGAGCAAGAUUGCCCGGCCGGCCGGUGGGGACCAGACUGUCAGUCCUCCUGUGAGCCCUGCGCCAACGGGGGACAGUGCAACAGAGAAACUGGAGCCUGUGACUGUCCCCCUGGCUACACCGGGGCAUCCUGCUCUAUGUGAUGCCCUGAGGGAAGCUUUGGCCUGAGCUGUAAGUACAGCUGUCAGUGCCAGAACGGAGCUGCCUGCGACCACGUGAGCGGAGCCUGUACUUGCACGGCGGGCUGGACAGGAACAUUUUGUGGAAGAGCUUGUCCAGAUGGAUUCUUUGGGCUUGACUGCCACCAGGUGUGCAAGUGCAAGAAUGCUGCCGGCUGCGACCAUGUCCUGGGAACAUGCCGCUGCCUCCCCGGCUGGCUGGGAGAGACCUGCGAGCAGCCCUGCCAGCAGGACAGCUAUGGGCCAGGCUGCAGCCACGCUUGUCACUGUUACAACGGAGCGCUCUGUCAUCACAUAACCGGGACGUGCCUUUGUAGCCCGGGGUGGAAAGGAGCCACCUGCCAAGAAGCCUGUCCUCCUGGAUGGUAUGGUGCAAACUGUCUGCAGCGCUGCAUUUGCCACGGCCAGGCGAUGUGUGACCAUGUGACGGGCGAGUGCCGGUGUCCCCAGGGUUGGACAGGGAUAGCAUGUGAGCUGGAGUGUGGGGACGGGAGGUACGGAGAGGGCUGUGAGCAGAACUGUAGCUGCCACCAUGGGGUUUGUGACCAGCACUCAGGGAAAUGCAUCUGCCACGCUGGCUGGACUGGGGACCGCUGUGAUGUUGUCUGCGCCCUGGGAUUUUUUGGCAAGCGGUGUGAGGAGCAAUGUGACUGUGUACAUGGCUUGUCCUGCCACCAUCAAACUGGAGUGUGUCGCUGUGAAACGGGAUGGCGAGGGAGGCACUGUGACAAACCUUGUUUGUCCGGCCACUACGGUGCGGGCUGUGCCCAGCGGUGCCGGUGUCCUGCGGGUACCCCCUGCCAUCACCUGACAGGCAAGUGCAGCUGUCCUCCAGGAUUCACCGGCUACAGCUGUGAGAAAACUUGUCCACCGGGCACGUAUGGUAAGAACUGUAACCGAGUAUGUCAGUGCUCUGCUGAGAAUGAGGAAUGUCACCCGGUGACUGGCCACUGUGCGUGCCGCCCAGGCUACUAUGGGACCCACUGCAACCUCCGGUGUCCAAAAGGUUCUUAUGGUUCAAACUGCCAAAAACCCUGUAAAUGCAUGAAUGGAGGCCAUUGCGACCCUGCGUCGGGAACUUGUGAUUGCGCACCUGGUUUCAUUGGAGCCGACUGUAGUAAAACUUGCCCUGAAAACCGAUAUGGGAAGGACUGCACCCUGUUCUGUGCAUGUGGUAAAGGUCACUGUGACCCACAGACUGGCAAGUGUACCUGUCCUCCUGGCCAAAUGGGACCCAGCUGUCAGCAAGUGUGUCCCCAGGGACGAUAUGGCCCCAACUGCCACCUGACAUGUACCUGUCAGAAUGGUGGUAUCUGUGACCACGUGGAUGGCAACUGCACUUGCAGGCUCGGCUGGACAGGAAGAUGGUGUGAGAAAGAAUGUCUCCCAGGGAAGUACGGGUCUGGCUGCAGCUUGGACUGCUCGUGUCAGCACAACGGCACCUGCGACAGGUUCACGGGCUACUGCCAAUGCCCCGAGGGUUACUACGGCCACUCCUGUGAGCACAGGUGUCCCCUUGGAUUUUAUGGGCUAAGCUGUCUUCAUGCAUGUGCCUGUAAAAAUGGAGCGAGCUGCGAUGCAGUGACAGGGCAGUGCAUUUGUCCUUUCGGUUAUCAAGGUGUCUACUGUGAGAAAGGCUGCGACAGGGGCUGGUUUGGAGAGAGGUGCCGGCGCCGGUGCAACUGUGGAGGAGCUCCUUGUGAUCCAGAGACUGGGAAGUGCCUUUGCCCACCUGGGAAGACUGGAGACAAAUGUGACAUUGUAAUGAUUUCCAUUCUGGGAACUUCUUUAGGACAGCUGAGCUACAGUUUGGGCGGACCAUGCGGUAGACGAAACUUGAGGACUGCAAGGCUUUCCAAAAUGUCUUGUUUUAAUGUUAACAGAUGUAGGUGUCUAAGCAGCUUCCUGAUCCCAGAGAACAGGGAGACUACUAGGGAGUGUCACCCUCUUCCAAACACUUCUGUACCUCCAGAUUGCAGGUCAGACCAGUACGGCCCCGACUGCUCCCUGCAAUGCCAGUGUGCCAGCAAAUCCCAGUGCAAUCCAUACAACGGGAACUGUGUAUGCCCAGCCAUGUGGAUGGGGCCAACCUGCAAAGAAGGCGGCCCUCCAAAGCUUCCUUUUUAUGAAGAACAAACUCAAGAAAGAGGGAAUAUUUUUCCAAGAGCUCUACAACAGUAA
Pygoscelis adeliae (Adelie penguin) is the source of this 4761-nucleotide messenger RNA. Its product is annotated as multiple epidermal growth factor-like domains protein 6. The record is from RefSeq and is a predicted model, not a curated record. Lineage: Eukaryota; Metazoa; Chordata; Aves; Sphenisciformes; Spheniscidae. Gene Ontology annotation, molecular function: calcium ion binding; protein binding.